UUUCUCUAAUAAACGGCUGUGUGUGUUUUCUUAACGCUGCCUGCUGCCGUCUGUCUGUUGCGCCUUAAAUUUUAGUUUGUUUUAUUUGAUUUUAAUAUUGUACUAUUUUUUUCUGUUGUCGUCGUGUUUUUUCUUUAAUUAAUUUCUUGCUUCAGUCGUCAUCAUAUUAUAACAGCUGUUUAAUAAAAGACAAAAUCAUUAAAAAAAUAAGAAAUUGAAAAAAAAGCAUUUUCAACAUUUAAAUUUAUGUGAUAUUGACAACCAAAAACAACAACGUCAAAAAGCAACAACUCUACUUUCCUCGCGAUUACGAUUAAUUUUUUUUAUUAUUGUUGUUGUUGUUAUAAUAUUUAUUUUUACUACGGUUAAGCUUUCACGUUUUAAUAUCUAACAAAUUCGUCGAGUAUAUCAGAAACACGCCCGUUUGUUGUUACAAAACGUUAUUAUUGUAGAAAAAAAAAUACGUUUUACAAAACAUACUACUACUACGUAUUCCAUACCACAACAACAACAGCAACAACUGCUGAUAUACGUACAAUAACAACAUUCAUUGUAUUGUUGUUGUUAUUUUCUGUUCCACAUUGUGCAUUACAUUAUUGCUUACGAUCAUUGAAAAAUAAAAGAAGUGAAAUAAAAAAAAAGAAAAAAAAUAAAGAAAAAAAACAACAAAUAAUAAAAAAAGACAAACAAACAAAAACAACGUACUUAUUUACUACAUACCUACAACUUGUAUUUACAUUUGGUUUACGCUUGUAUAUACAUUAUAUGUGUUUGUGAGUGAAUAUGUAACCAUCACGUACAUAGAAAAAAAGAGAGAAAUUUUUAUUUUUAUAAUUUUUCACAAAAAAAAAGAAAACAAGAAAAAGAGAGUAAAACGAGCAAAAUGAAAUGAAAAAUGAAAGUGUUGAAAUUAUGAUAAAUUAAUGAGAUAAAACGUAAAAUAAAAGUUAUGAAUUUAUGAAAUUUUUAAAUUGGAUUAAUCAUCAUCUUCUUCAUCAUUAGCAUCUUUAACAAGAUUUCAAAAACACUGAAACUAAAUUAUCUAAAUCAAGUGUUUCGGACUUAAAAAACAUUUUUAUUGAACAACAUCAAGAUGUUCAAUAAAAUGUGUUGAAACAAAAACCUUUUAGCAACAGAUACGGCUGCUAUGGAUCCAAUUUUUUACUCCCCAUCAAAUGGCAUACCUUCUGAAAGUAAACUAGCAACUUAUAUGAAUCGACAAAAUGUUGCAACACCAACUUACGGUAUAAAUGCGGGAUUUUCUUUACUUAAUAUGGACUCACCAUUGUCGAUUAAGAAGUCUCAGGUAACACCACAAUCGCCCGAAUUCAUUCCAACUCGUAUCAGUUCAUCACCCAAUUUCUAUUCGCCAUAUCAUACUCCAAUGUUAAAUGGUGUAACGUCUGUUGGUAAUAACGUAGUUAAUGGUCUAACGCCCACAAGUACAGCAGCUAAAUCGGUUAAUGGUACACCCUCUAUGUUGGGUCUGCAGAAAGCAACAGCCGCUGCCGUGGCACAACAAAAGCAAUUACAACAACAAAAACAUAAUAGCCACGUUAACGGCGGCACUAAACAAAUCGGACAAACGAGUGCCAAUCAAGGAGGAUACGUAGGCAUGACAACGACACCAUUAAAAGGUGGACGCAAUAGUUUGCUGCGCAACGAAUCACCCUCGAGUAUAGGUGAGAAAUCACCGCCACGUAUGACACCGCACGCAUCGCCCAUACCCACCACAUUACCAGCCAAUGUACAUCAGGAAAAUGUUGGCGGCACCAUUUACUUUUAUCCAACUGCCAAUCAUACGACCAGCCAGAAUAGCAACACCGUCGGUGUACCCAGCGGCGUUGUCGAUCCAACGUCCGCCCAUCAUGCCGGUCCCACAGGUGUGGGCGUGGGUGUUAUGGCACCCAUAACACCCGUCCAACCAUCGCUCAUGUAUACGGGUCAUGUGUAUCCGGGUCCUGCCUCAAAUGUCAUAACAAUGCAACCGAAAACACAACUGGAAUCGGCAUUCUUUUUACCCGACGAAAUGCGCGCUGAAAUUUUGUCGCGUAAUGUGAUCUCGAAUUUAAUGUUAGAUGCCAGCGAAGCAGCACAACACGCCCUACCAAUGGAAAUUGAUAAUUAUCAUACGUUGUAUCCGUUGGAAGCGUUACCCGUACAGCCGUUGCACGCCAAGUUAACUCUGCCCUCUUCCACCUAUAAGGCAACACACAGUACAACUGGUAUCAAGUAUUGUCUGAGAAGGUUACAUGGUUUCCGUUUACAGUCGACAAAAUGUAUGUCAGUCGUUGAAAUGUGGAAAAAGUUGCAACAUUCAAAUGUGGUACAAUUACGUGAAGUCUUCACAACAAAAGCAUUUGGUGAUAAUUCAUUAGUAUUAGUUUACGACUAUCAUCCAAACUCACAUACAUUAUUAGCGAAAUAUUUUACACCAACGCCAGAUAGCAAUGGCUAUAAUGAUCCAUUCCAGGGCGAGGCACGCCCCUUCAGUCAUAAGAGCAAUUUACAACGUUCAAGCAAUGGUCCUCUUUUACCCGAGGCAACAAUUUGGUCAAUAAUUAUGCAAUUAACAGCUGGUUUACGUGCAAUUCAUCAAGCUGGUUUAGCCUGCAAAGUUUUAGAUCCAACAAAAAUAAUUGUAACCGGUAAACGUGUACGUUUUAGUUUUUGUGGCACAAGUGAUAUCGCACAGUUUGAUCCAAAUGCUGCAAAUCCUUUAGCUGUUGUUAGUAUGCAUCAACAGGAGGAUUUGACAGCAUUGGGUCGUUUAGUAUUAGCAUUGGCUUGCAGAUGUUUACAGUCGGUACAGCGUGAUAAUGUACAAUCAAGCAUUGAAAUGGUCUCACGUCAUUACUCCUCCGAUUUGAGAAAUUUUAUUGUUUACUUAUUUACAACGACACAACGACGUUCGGUGACUGAUUUAAUGCCAAUGAUUGGUGCACGUUUUUAUACACAAUUGGAUGCCUUGCAAGCACAAUGUGAUAUGCAAGAGGAUGAACUUGCUAAAGAAAUGGAAAAUGGACGUCUUUAUAGAAUAUUGGUGAAAUUAAAUUGUAUUAACGAGAGGCCAGACUUUAAUUUGGAUUGUACUUGGUCUGAAAUUGGUGAUAGAUAUAUGUUAAAAUUAUUCCGUGAUUAUUUAUUUCAUUCCGUCACUGAGGAUGGUCGACCAUGGUUGGAUCACGCACAUAUUGUACAAUGUUUAAAUAAAUUAGAUGCUGGCUCAUUAGAAAGAGUUCAACUAAUGUCACGCGAUGAGCAAUCGGUUCUUAUUGUUACUUAUGCUGAGCUCAAGAAUUGCCUGGAAAAAGCAUUUUCCGAAUUGAUGGCCAAUGCUGCCACAUAAUAAUAGACUAUCAUAUUUUUAUCACUACUCUCUUCUAAUUUUCUACACAUCAACUACAACAACUUACCCUUCCCCAACGAAAAUGUUACCAUUCUGAAAACAAAAAGAAAAAAAUCUUAAAUUUCUUUAUUAAUUAAGGUAAAAUGUUUUAUUUCAAAAAAAAAAAAAGAAAAAGAAACUACAAAAUGAAUUGUUUCCCCAGCAUGACAAGUUCAUUUCAAAGAAAAGGCAAGAUUUGAAAAGAAGAAAAAAACGAAACGAAAUUAAUUAAAAUAAAUUAUAUAUAAAAAAAAAUUUAAGAAAAAAACACAAAAAAAUAGUAA
Molecule: messenger RNA, 3672 nt
Organism: Lucilia cuprina (Australian sheep blowfly)
Lineage: Eukaryota; Metazoa; Arthropoda; Insecta; Diptera; Calliphoridae
Gene: PAN3
Product: PAN2-PAN3 deadenylation complex subunit PAN3
Exons: 15
Coding region: 1148-3349 (733 amino acids)
Biological process (GO): mRNA processing; nuclear-transcribed mRNA poly(A) tail shortening
Cellular component (GO): PAN complex; P-body
Molecular function (GO): poly(A) binding
Source: RefSeq, a predicted model, not a curated record